Molecule: messenger RNA, 1360 nt
Organism: Centropristis striata (black sea bass)
Lineage: Eukaryota; Metazoa; Chordata; Actinopteri; Perciformes; Serranidae
Product: PI-PLC X domain-containing protein 1-like
Exons: 7
Coding region: 125-1135 (336 amino acids)
Biological process (GO): lipid metabolic process
Molecular function (GO): phosphoric diester hydrolase activity
Source: RefSeq, a predicted model, not a curated record
AUGCGGAAAAAUAUGUAAACAAACGGUCUAUGACACAAACCGAGUGUUGGUGCUCAAAACAAGGAGGAUGAGCAUGAUAACGGGUGCAUGAUAAACUUUUGUGAUGGAAAAAGUUAUUAUUUAGAUGUCCAGGGAGGUGGUAAAACUAAAUAUUUCCGGUAAAAAGAUGGAAGACGAAGAGCGGCGAGAGCUGAAGGGGAACCCGGACUGGAUGUCGCGUCUUCCCGCGGAGCUGCUGGAUGUCCCGCUGUGGAACUUGGCCAUACCCGGGAGCCAUGACAGCAUGUCUUUCUGCCUGGAUGUCUCCUCUCCUGUCCUGAAAUCAGAGCCCUGCAUCCUCAGAGUGAUUGACAAGCUGUUUCCUUGCUGGACUAGACCCUGUGUCUCCCGCUGGGCCACCACACAGCAAUCGGUCCUCAGUGAUCAGUGUGAUCUUGGUGUUCGUUUCUUGGACCUGCGGAUCGUCAGGAAACCAGCAGCAGGCAACACACUGUUCUUCGCUCACGGAAUCUACACACUGAUGACUCUGAAGGAGGCUCUGGAUGAACUGGCUACCUGGCUGGACGAUCAUCCGAAAGAGAUUGUAAUCGUUUCCUGCUCGCACUUCGAAUCGAUGACCGAUGAAGAUCAUUUUCACCUCGUAGAGUACAUCAUCACCCUGUUCGCAAAGAAACUCUGCUCCUCCCAGGACAUUCCCACUCUGCGCUCCUGUUGGUCCAGAGGUCAGCAGGUCAUUGUUUCCUAUGGCAACCAGCAGAUGGUGCUGCAGCACCCUGAGCUGUGGAUGGAGAUACCUUACUGGUACGGCGACAGCCCCGACCCCAAGAAGGUGAUUGCCUACCUGGAGCAGCAGAAGCACCAAGGAAGACCAGCUGGUUUUUACGCCAGCGGUCUGAACCUGACAGAGGACGCUCCUUACGUGCUCCUUCAUCCCCUCCAGGACAUGAGGAAGAUGACGAUGAGUGCUCUCUCGCUGCUGCUCUGCUGGGCGAGCGAGCAGCGUCCAGGCUGUGCGGCGUGCGACGUCAACAUCCUCUGCUGCGACUUUGUGGAUGUCCGUCAAUUCUGCUCGCUGGUGAUUGGCCUGAACUAUAAACUGCUGGCUGUCCCUCGUCCUGUCUGCAGGACGCCGUGAGCUUCUCCUCAGAUGGUUCUGGCUGCUGCAACCGGACUGGAGAGCCAACUUAGAAAAACAAAUCUGAGAAGUUUUUUCUCUUUAUGUGCCAAUUAAUAUUAAUUUUUCCUCAAAAUAUGUCUGAUCCUGUUAAUACUGGAUGUCAGAUUUAAAUGUAAAUGCACUCUUAUCUCCUGUACAUGACACUAAUCAUCUUUUUUAUUAUUUUAUUUUUUAUUUUCACAU